CCUCUCCCGGCCAGAGGUCUCCGGCUUCCAGAAAUAGCUCCUCCCUGGAGAAGCCCCACCUUCCUUGCCAGCCGCCAUAAAUUCAAGUCCUGGGCUCCCAGCUGUGCCUGGUAGCGUCUUCGCAAGCUAGUGGACUCUGCGGAGUCUGGAGCUUCAGGAUGGUUCUUGCUAAGAGCUGGACACUGAAGCAGCACUUCAAGGGCCACCCUACUAAUAGUGACUUUGAGUUGAAGACUGCUGAGCUCCCACCCUUAAAAAAUGGAGAGGUCCUGCUUGAAGCUUUGUUCCUCUCUGUGGAUCCUUACAUGAGAGUGGCGUCCAAAAAGUUGAAGGAAGGCGAUGUGAUGAUGGGGGAACAAGUGGCCAGAGUUAUAGAAAGUAAAAACUCAGCCUUCCCAAUAGGAACUAUUGUAGUGACUUUUUCUGGCUGGACAUCACACUCCAUUUCUGAUGGGAAAAGACUGGAAAAGCUGCCUGCAGAAUGGCCAGAUUCAUUACCACUUUCUUUGGCUCUGGGGACAGUCGGUAUGCCAGGCCUAACUGCCUACUUUGGCCUGCUUGACAUCUGUGGUGUGAAAGGUGGAGAAACAGUGAUAGUUAAUGCUGCGGCAGGAGCAGUGGGCUCUGUUGUGGGGCAGAUAGCCAAGCUCAAGGGCUGCAAAGUUGUUGGAGCAGCAGGGUCUGAUGAAAAGAUUGCCUAUCUUAAAAAGGUUGGAUUUGAUGUUGCCUUUAACUACAAGACAGUAGAGUCUUUGGAAGAAACUUUGAAAAAAGCAUCUCCUGAUGGUUAUGAUUGCUAUUUUGAUAAUGUAGGUGGAGAGUUUUCAAAUAUUGUUAUACCCCAGAUGAAGACAUUUGGAAGAAUUGCGAUCUGUGGGGCCAUCUCUACAUACAACAGGACUGGCCUGCCUCCCCCAGGCCCACCCCCAGAGGCUGUUAUCUAUCAGCAGCUCCGCAUGGAAGGGUUCAUCGUCACCCGCUGGCAAGGAGAUGUCCGCCAGAAGGCUCUGAGAGACCUGAUGACAUGGACCUCUGCGGGUAAAAUCCAGUAUCAUGAAUACGUUAUUGAAGGAUUUGAAAACAUGCCGUCUGCAUUUAUGGGAAUGCUGAAAGGAGAGAAUUUGGGGAAAGCCAUAGUGAAAGCAUGAGAGGAAAAUGACACAUGAACCACCACUGGACAAUUUAGAUGAUUACUUAGUUUUUCACCAUUUAGUAAAAACAUAUACUGCCUUAAUUAUCUAACUGUGAUGAGUUUGACCUACCUAAUAAAAUGCAUUUAAGUGGUUUGUAGUUAAUGACAGAGAAUGAAAUUUUCAUAGUUAAGAAUAACCAAUCACCUUCCUACCUACUACUGCUCCUCCUGGGUUAUGGCAGAAAAUGAUGACUUUGAAGUCUGUGUGUUAGCUUUCCAUUACUGUGACAAAAUGUCUGAAUAAUCACCUUGAAAGAAGGAAAGGUUUAUUUUGACUGUUUUGGAGGUUUCAAUCCAUGUUCUAUUGGCCCCACUUCUUUGGGCCUAACUGGUGAGGCAGUCCAUCAUAAUGGAAGCAGGGUUGGGAGAAGCUGCUCACCUUAUGGCAGUCAGGAAACAAAAAGGACAGAAAGGAACCUGGGCCCAAUAUCCUCUUCAGAUGCAUGCUCCCAAUGACCUAAUUUCCUCCCACUAGGUCCCAUCUCUUAAAGAUUCCACUCCCAAUAGUGCCAGUCAUCCAAACCAAAGCAGAGUCUAAGAGUUUAUUACCUCUGUGGCUUUAGGCUUCUCAUUCUUCAUUUUUAAAUUGAGGAUUGUUACUUCCUUCCAGAAAUUGGUGAAACUGAAGUAAUAAGAUCCUUAACCCUAUUGAUUAUAAUAAGAAGUAGUAAUCAUGCAGAAUCCAGGGGUCUCAGGGCCAGCCCACAUUGGCACUGUCUAGGAAAAUCUAAUAUGAACCAAGAAAGGCAAUCUGUUCAUUCACAACAGGUGUAAAAAAGAUAACACCUAGGAAUAUUUAUAUAUCUUUACAAUUUUUCAAGAUUUAUAUGAAAAAAAAAAAAACCUUUAAAAAUUACUGAAGAACACAAAAGAUUUGAACAUAUGGAAAAAGUAACAUGCUUUUGGACAGGAAGAUU
Messenger RNA from Sciurus carolinensis (gray squirrel), 2109 nucleotides. RefSeq names its product prostaglandin reductase 1 (gene Ptgr1). Lineage: Eukaryota; Metazoa; Chordata; Mammalia; Rodentia; Sciuridae. Gene Ontology annotation, biological process: prostaglandin metabolic process. The record is from RefSeq and is a predicted model, not a curated record. The coding region runs from base 159 to 1148 and encodes 329 amino acids. The transcript has 10 exons. Gene Ontology annotation, molecular function: 15-oxoprostaglandin 13-reductase [NAD(P)+] activity; 2-alkenal reductase [NAD(P)H] activity. Gene Ontology annotation, cellular component: cytoplasm.